UUUAAAGUGUGUCAGCAAAUGUUAAAUCCCAGGAAACUUUUAAAAACUUCAAAAUUAAGGUUACACACUUGUUGAUCGACUGAGAUCUUCCAAAAUAGCUGAAGAUGGCGGCAAGUGUGUUUUCUAUCGGCGCUGUUGUCGCGCUGUUCGCCCAUGUCCUGAGUGUUACAGCGGAUGAUGUGGUGGUCGAGUUGGCUAGCGGUGGACAGCUGAAAGGCGUGACCAAACAGUUCAACUCCGGGCAGAUGGUAGACGUAUUUUAUGAGAUCCCGUAUGCACAACCCCCUACAGGUGACCAGAGGUUUCAACCCCCGACCCCAGCAGCCCCCUGGACGGGGGUCAGGGACGCUUCUAAACCUGGGGUCAUCUGUCCACAAAAACCCGGCGAGAUCAUGUUUGAGAGACGGUCUGAGAACUGUCUUUAUUUGAAUGUCUUCACACCGGAUGUCAACGGAUCACUUCCGGUCAUGGUCUGGAUUCACGGCGGCGGUUACAGAACCGGUUCUUAUUUUAACGACGGGGACGGUUCCACCUUAGCCCCUCACGGGAUUGUCGUCGUUGCGAUAAAUUAUCGUUUAGGGCCUUUCGGAUUUUUGUCCACGGGCGAUGACGUCAUGCCUGGAAAUUAUGGGAUGUUGGACCAGGUCCUGGCUUUGAAGUGGGUUCAGCAAAACAUCAAGGUGUUUGGUGGAGACCCAGGUCAGGUGACUAUAGCAGGGGAGAGCGCUGGGGCUUUUAGUGUCGGAUUGUUAGUCGUCUCCCCUUUGGCGAAAGGUCUUUUUAAACGCGCCAUAAUGGAAAGCGGGUGUUCUUUAUCCGGGGCUGCUAUUGAAAGACCAGGCUCGCUGUACAAGAUCAAAGACUACACGUUCAGAGUUGCAGAGCUGGUAGGCUGCAACCACACAACUUCCUCUGAGGUGUUCGCUUGUUUGCAGAACGCAGAUACCGAAAGUCUGCUCAUAGCUGCCGUCGAUGUCGGAAAAUCGAUGGGGUCCGACACGAUAGCCAUCCCCAGAGUCGAAACCAAGUUCGGAUUUUUACCCGACUACCCGAAAAACAUCCUGGACAGUAAAAACAUCAACGCCGUUGACACCCUGAGGGGGUAUAACUCUGGGGAGAUGUCCUGGCCAGUACAAGACCCGGACGAUAACGGCAUCACCAGAGACGAGUUCAGCCGUUAUUUCAGGGGCGUUCUUAAGGUUGUCUCCUACGUCAACAACGACGCCAUACAAAAAAUUGUUGAAGAAAUGUACCUCUCCGAUGAGACAGAUCCGUUUAAACUUCGCGCCAACCUCGUCACGGCUUUAUCGGAUAUGGCUUUCGGCGCCAGCGAGUACUUAGAACUAAACAAAACGAUAGCAGCUUUAGGGAACUCGAAAAAUCAUUACUUCUACCAGUUCUUCUACCUCGAUAGCCACAACAAGAACCCGGCCUGGCUUGGGGUGCCACACGCGGCUGAAAGACCGUACGUCUUCUACAACCCGGACUCCACCACCAUGUCAGACACGGACAAAAAAGUCGGCGCCGGUGUCCAGAAGAUGUGGGUCAACUUCGUCAAGUACGGCGACCCCACCCCAGCCGGACAGAGCGACGGGUUAGUGCCGUGGAGCAAGUACGAGGACGAGAGCUCGAGUAUUCUCAACAUUGAUGCCAAUGUCAGCCUCGUUCUGAUGCCGCGUCCUGGAGUGUCAGCUCUCUAUCAAAGAGUGCUAAACCUGAUGCAUGUGACGUCAGUCAUUGAUAAUACAGAUCCUAUCAUUGGCUACUCGGUGUCUGAAACAUACGACAUCAACUUUCGUUCAGGAAAGAUGGCAACCAGUUUGGUUGUUCUCGUGCUUACGUUUGUUGUUGUUGUGAUGAGGCCUGUCUUAGCACGCGGGGAAGACAUUGUGGUACAGUUAAAUCAUGGAGGAAAGCUGAGAGGUGUGACGAAACAGUUCAACUCAGGGCGGGAGGUACAGGUGUUUUAUGAGAUUCCUUACGCACGGCCGCCCACAGGAGACCUGAGGUUUGAACCCCCGACCCCAGCAGCCCCCUGGACGGGGGUCAGGGACGCGUCUAAACCUGGGGUCAUCUGUCCACAAAAACCCGGUGAGAUCAUGCUUAAGAGGCGCUCUGAAGACUGCCUCUAUUUGAACGUCUUCACACCGGAUGUCAACGGAUCACUUCCGGUCAUGGUCUGGAUUCACGGCGGUAGCUACAAAACCGGUUCUUACUUCAGUGACGGAAACGGCACGACUCUAGCGCGUCUUGGUGUCGUUUACGUGGCGAUAAAUUACCGUCUGGUGCCCUUCGGUUUCCUGUCCACGGGCGAUGACGUCAUGCCUGGGAAUUAUGGGAUGCUGGACCAGGUCCUGGCCUUGAAGUGGGUUCAGCAAAACAUCAAGGUGUUUGGUGGAGACCCAGGUCAGGUGACUAUAGCAGGGGUGAGCGCUGGGGCUUUUAGCGUCGGAUUGUUAGUCGUCUCCCCUUUGGCGAAAGGUCUUUUUAAACGCGCCAUAAUGGAAAGCGGGUGUUCACUAUCCGGGGCUGCUAUCGAAAGACCAGGCUCAUCGAUCAAAGCAAGAGAUUUUACACUUAACGUCGCAUCGCGAGUCGGAUGUAACGUUUCAAGCUCUCUAGACAUCUUGGCAUGCCUGAAACGUUCAGACAAUCUCUUGAUAGCAGCGUCAAACGCUGGCGGAGACAUAGGCCAACAGCUGAUCGCCGUCCCCAGGGUGGAGACCAAGUUCGGGUUUUUACCCGACUACCCGGAGAAUCUCCUGGACAGCAAAGACUUCAACGCUGUCGACACGCUGAGAGGCUACAACUCCGGUGAGAUGUCUAGGCUAGUCAGAGACGCCGAAAACGACGGAAUCACCCGAAGCGAGUUUAGUCGUUAUUUCCGGGGUAUCCGUAGAUUGGCUUCAUUCGUCAACAACGACGCCAUUCAGAAAUUGGUGGAGGAGAUGUAUAUUGCUAAUGCAACCAAACCGUAUGAACUGAGAUCGAAUCUUGUCUCUGCUAUAGCAGACAUGUCAUUUGGCGCGUGUCAAUUUCUGGAAUUGAACAAAACUUUGUCAGUUUUAGGUGACUUGCGUAACCAUUUCUUCUAUAAGUUUCAUUACCAAGACAGCCGCAACAAACAGGGGUCGUGGUAUGAGGUUCCACACGCCUCGGAACUACGGUUCGUCUUCUACAACCCCGACGCCACCUACAUGUCUGACAGCGAUAGAAAAGUCGGCGCCAGUGUCCAGAGGAUGUGGGUCAACUUUGUCAAGUACGGCGACCCGACCCCAGCCGGACACAGCAAUAGUUUGGUUACAUGGAAGAAGUUUACCGGGGACAGCCGGUUGGUUAUGAGGAUCGAUUCCAACUCGAGGUUAAUCCAAAUGCCGAGGCCUGGCGUUGUCUCACUUUAUCAGAGGGUUCUCAACUUGAUGAAUCUGAGAACCUUGUCAGCCACUGACGUUUUUUUUGUCCAGGUACACAUCCAGACAUUUUUUUUUAUCCACAUACACAUAUUUGACACUCGGUGUCUGAAACAUAUAACAUCAGUUUCUCGUGUUGGAAAGAUGGCAGCUAGCUUGGUUUCUCUCGUGCUGACGUUUGUUGUUGUUGUGAUGAGGGCUGUUGUAGCACGCGGGGAAGACAUUGUGGUACAGUUAAAUCAUGGAGGAAAGCUGAGAGGUGUGACGAAACAGUUCAACUCAGGGAGGGAGGUACAGGUGUUUUAUGAGAUUCCUUACGCACGGCCGCCCACAGGAAACUUGAGAUUCGAACCCCCGACCCCAGCCGGUCCAUGGUCUGGCACCAGAGACGCCUCGGAGCCUGGUGUGAUAUGCCCUCAGUUUCCUGGCGAGAAGAUGUCCGAGGGCCGCUCCGAAGACUGCCUCUAUCUGAACGUCUUCACACCGGAUGUCAACGGAUCACUUCCGGUCAUGGUCUGGAUUCACGGCGGCAGUUACAAAACCGGUUCUUACUUCAGUGACGGAAACGGCGCGACUCUAGCGCGGCUUGGCGUCGUUUACGUGGCGAUAAAUUACCGUCUGGUGCCCUUCGGUUUCCUGUCCACGGGCGAUGACGUCAUGCCUGGGAAUUAUGGGAUGCUGGACCAGGUCCUGGCCUUGAGGUGGGUUCAGCAAAACAUCAAGGUGUUUGGUGGAGACCCAGGUCAGGUGACUAUAGCAGGGGAGAGCGCUGGCGGAUUUAGUGUCGGAUUGUUAGUCGUCUCCCCUUUGGCGAAAGGUCUUUUUAAACGCGCCAUAAUGGAAAGCGGAUGUUCUUUAUCUUCGCCAGCCAUAGAAAGACCAGGCUCUCUGUUCAAAGUUAAAGACUUCACGUACAGAAUAGCAGCAGAGUUAGGCUGUGGUAAAAGAAACUCGUCUUCCUUGUUAGCCUGUCUCAAGUCUGCUGAUGCUAGGCGCCUUUUGUUCGCGGCUUCAGAAGUCGGCAACAACCUCCCCACCAACGUCAUCGCUGCUCCUAGAGUCGAAACCAAGUUCGGGUUUUUACCCGACUACCCGGAGAACCUCCUGGACAGCAGAGACUUCAACGCUGUCGACACGCUGAGGGGCUACAACUCCGGCGAGAUGUCUUGGCUAGUCGAAGACGACGAAGACGACGGAAUCACCCGAAGCGAGUUCCGGCGUUAUUUCCGGGGCAUCCGGAGGCUCGCGUCGUUCGUCAACAACGACGCCAUGCAGAGAGUGGUCGAGGAGUUGUACCUGGACGACGAAACAGACCCGUAUCAGCUGAGGUCGAAUCUCGUCUCGGCUUUGGCUGACAUCUCGUUUGGUGCUAGCGAGUUUCUCGAGCUCAACAAAACAUUGGCAGCCACAGGGGACGCAAACAACCAUUUCUUUUAUAAAUUUCAUUACAUGCAUAGCGGAAACAAAAAGCCGGCGUGGUACGGGGUCAUCCACGCCGCAGAACGACGGUUCGUCUUCUACAACCCCGACGCCACCUACAUGUCCGACAGGGACAGAAAAGUCGGCGCCAGUGUCCAGAGGAUGUGGGUCAACUUUGUCAAGUACGGCGACCCGACCCCAGCCGGACACAGCAAUAGUUUGGUUACAUGGAAGAAGUUUACCGGGGACAGCCGGUUGGUUAUGAGGAUCGAUUCCAACUCGAGGUUGAUCCAAAUGCCAAGGCCUGGCGUUGUCUCACUUUAUCAGAGGGUUCUCAACUUGAUGAAUCUGAGAACAGUUGUUGGAAAACGCACGUGAUCGUUUACAGGCUGUGGUUAUAUGUUUACUUUUGUUGUUAGAUGCUGAUACACAUGUUCAAUUAAAAAAAGAA
Molecule: messenger RNA, 5280 nt
Organism: Physella acuta
Lineage: Eukaryota; Metazoa; Mollusca; Gastropoda; Physidae
Source: RefSeq, a predicted model, not a curated record